AUGGGAAUUCCUACGCUUUGGGAGGUGCUUCGGACCAGUUUUGACGAAAGAGUGUCGAUCGACGAAUUCUCAGCCGAGUACCUUCGCCAGCACCGCAGGCCAGUCCGGCUAGCCAUCGAUGCUUACAUGUUCAUCUUCAAGUCCACCGUCAAUUUGGCGGCCAACCCUCUAGACGACGAGUCCACCCACCCGUGGAUAGUGCUGAACUUUCUCUCCAAGGUGAUGUACCUCGUCUCCUUGAACAUUUCGUUCGUGGUGGUGUUUGACGGCUGCUGGAAGCCCAGCAAGUUGCGCCACAGCACCACCAGCGACGCUAUAGAGGUCAAUGACUAUGAUGCAGACCUUGCGGUGUUCUUGAGAUUGCGUCCCCACCAGUACGACGAAGCAUCGCCACUCAUAGAAGCGAUAAAGUCCAGACUAGACGAGCUCGACAUUGACUACACCCAAGCCCCAGGCGAAGCAGAAGCCCAGUGUGCCUACUUGCAAAAAUUCGGAAUCGUCGAUUAUGUGCUCUCCGAUGACGUAGAUACUCUUGUGUUUGGAGCCUCGGGUGUGCUUCGCAAUUUCAGCAGAUACAAGGAAGAUGUGGGGACGUCUCCCAAAAAGAGUGAUCCUGGGGCAUCAGUGACCUCGAGAUUCUAUGUGACUCCAGUACGGAUGGAGAGGGUGGAGCAAGAAACUGGUCUUACCACGCCUCGGUUGGUCUUUUUGGCGUCUUUGGGUGGAGGAGACUACUCGAAGGGUGUUGAACGAAUAGGAGUUACCAAUGCAACCAAACUAGCGCUCUGUGGGACGAGCCAUGCUGCAUUUUAUCACAGGAAAUUGUUGAAAAAGGAGCUUAAGAAAUCUCCAAACCAAAAUAGAGCCCCUCUUCCUGAUUUCUCGGAGCAACUAAUCAGAUGCUUUACUAAUGUGCCAGCACAUAAGUCGAUUUCUGGCUGGGACCUGAUCUUGCCUUCCAGCACCAGGAAAAUCGAAUUGGCCAAGUUUUUGGACACUUUGAAUUCCUCGAUCAAAUCUAAUUCGAGAGAGAUUUUUGGUCGCUUGGUAACAUUGUCUCAGGGUUUGGUGGUUGAUGAAUACUUUCCCUUGUUGUAUCUAUUCCCAUUUGUGGAUAGUCUGCCGUACAAGUUUAGAAUCUGUUUUAGCUUCGGCGAAAUGGUUCCCGUUGAAAAUGAUUUAAAUGUCGAUAAACUUGUGAGAUCCAACGACAAAGCACUGUUAAACUUCCCCAGAGUAUAUGGCAACGCCAAAGUUUUGGGAGCUCUGGAGGUGACGUACGAUGGCCAAAUACCCACCCAGAAGUUCGUGGCAGCCGGAGAUUAUGCUACUGAUUCAUCGUCACUUUACAUUCCGCCAAAAUUCAAUCACCGAGUCAAAAGCAUUAUCGCCAAGUUGCUCUCUCACAGAGAUACGAAGUCCCCAUUGAAAACGAUGGUGCUGCUUACUCGAUCGAAAUUGAUCAAUGAUAUAGAGCAUGUGAUGGUAAAAUAUGAUGUGGAACAAAUAGAACAGAUAUACCCAGAAAUCUAUGAGGCUCGAAACAAGCACAGAAAUAACGAAGCGACAACCGACACAACCGACGAUCCCGACCCACUCACCUCAAGUCCUUCAAAGUAUAGACAAAACUAUAUAUGGCUACCCAGGGAAUUAGUCAGUAUGCUUAAUCCGUCAAUGUUGCAUGAAUUUGAGGAAAUGGUUGCAUCUUCGCCUUCAAAACGGCCUAAAAAGGUGCUUCAGAAAACUACUUUGGAUAGUAUGGGUUCAUUCUCUCUAUCUCCAGUCAAAAGGGACCUGGUAUCACCAAGCAAAAGAAGUGUCACUUCUUCUCCAACACGCCGGAUCUCCCCAAGAAAGAGAUUGGGAAAUCCACUUCCUGGGCAGAAGAACAUCACUCUGUUCUUUAGCAAAGAAUCUGUUCCCAAGCCAUUGUUCGAACCGGAUUCUGGUACCACCAAGACUGCAUCAAGGGUGGAUCAGGAAAAUCCAUUUGUGGAGAAAGAUUCCCCCCUUGCACGAGAAGAUAAGGACGCUCAAUUGUCCAGUUUCAGUGCUAGGAAAAGGCGUCAAGACUCCCUCUUCGUGGCCAGCGAUGAAGACGACGAGCCCAACAAUUUCAGUGCAAUGAAGACGUCAUUUGCAACGAUUCCGAACCUCGAAAAAGGAUCAAACCAAAAACGAAGCAUUUGCACCGAAACCUCGUCCCCCAAGAAAGCACGAAGUAGUACCAGCAUGCUGGUUGCAGGAGCACCCACAAAUAAAGCUAGAAGCAGUACUAUCCAUGUGGAUAAGCCAUCAUCGGUUCCAGCACACGUGAAUCCAGAGUACAUAUACGUCGAGAGCGACCAGUCCAUGGAUGGGUCCAUUAUGGAGGUGGGGCCCGUUGAGCGGGCCACGGACGAGCCCAUUCUCGUCGACUCUGACGAGGAGUAG
Molecule: messenger RNA, 2433 nt
Organism: Suhomyces tanzawaensis NRRL Y-17324
Lineage: Eukaryota; Fungi; Ascomycota; Pichiomycetes; Serinales; Debaryomycetaceae
Product: crossover junction endodeoxyribonuclease
Exons: 1
Coding region: 1-2433 (810 amino acids)
Cellular component (GO): cytoplasm; nucleus
Molecular function (GO): 5'-flap endonuclease activity; 5'-3' exonuclease activity
Source: RefSeq, a predicted model, not a curated record